CGUAUCUUUCAUCACCAGAGAGCCUCACAGCAAAAGGGUAAUACCAGAAAGCAUAGGCGCACUGCAGACUGCACCGCUCUCCUUUAGAAUCCGAAUCUUUCCACCUUUCUAUUUUUCUUUCCAUUUCCUUAUCUUUUUCUAAACCUUUUAGUUUGAUAAGUUGAUUUUCUUUUUUUGUGGUUUUGAUUGGUAUAGUUCGAUUCGUUUCAGAUUUCCCAUUUCUUUAUCUUUUCUUCUGCAUGCCUCAUUUGUUCAAAUCUCUCUUUAGCUGCUAGCCUUCGCUGAAAAAUCUGUUCUUUCUCGUUCUUGAUCAAGCUUUCUCUUGGGAUAUUUGAGAUUUUCACGGCUGCAAUGUCUUUCAGAGGGCUCGGUCGGCCAAAUGCUUCAUGUGCCAUGGGGGUUUCUGAUGAGAGCAAGAACACUUUCAUGGAGCUGCAGAGGAAGAAGCUUCACCGCUAUGUGAUAUUCAAGGUUGAUGAGAAGAAGAGAGAGGUUGUAGUUGAAAAGAUUGGUGGUCCGGCGGAGAGCUAUGAUGAUUUUGUGGCAGCUUUACCUGAUAAUGAUUGUCGAUAUGCCGUAUAUGACUAUGAUUUCGUAACUUCUGAGAACUGUCAAAAGAGCAAGAUCUUCUUCAUCGCAUGGUCCCCUUCGGCCUCUCAAAUCCGUGCGAAGAUGCUCUACGCCACAUCUAAAGACAGGUUUAGGAGGGAGCUGGACGGUAUCCACUACGAGAUUCAGGCUACUGACCCAACAGAGAUGGAUCUUGAGGUGCUCAGAGACCGUGCCCAUUGAAAUCUCUGCAGUACUAAAACACAUCUUCCUUGGUCAAUCAAAAUCUCUAGGGUUCUGUAAGUUUGUUCUGCUGGCUUCACUAUGUUAGAACCCAUCACCGGCACAAAACUGCAUUACUGUUGCUUGAAUAAACUGGCAGAUCAGUUAGCAGGUACAAAAAGUAUGGUUUGAUGUUAUCUUCUUGUUUCAGGAUUUAAUUACCUUUAGGUGAUUAAAACCCGAAAAUUGUUGCUAUAUACAUUUGGUCACUUAUGGAUUUAUGUUUGCGGAGCAAGAAAUACACCAAGUCAUUGAUCUUU
Pyrus x bretschneideri (Chinese white pear) is the source of this 1091-nucleotide messenger RNA. Its product is annotated as actin-depolymerizing factor. The record is from RefSeq and is a predicted model, not a curated record. Gene Ontology annotation, molecular function: actin filament binding. The transcript has 3 exons. Gene Ontology annotation, biological process: actin filament depolymerization. Bases 352 to 792 code for a protein of 146 amino acids. NCBI's taxonomy places the organism in Eukaryota, Viridiplantae, Streptophyta, Magnoliopsida, Rosales, Rosaceae. Gene Ontology annotation, cellular component: actin cytoskeleton; cytoplasm.